Messenger RNA from Periophthalmus magnuspinnatus, 4133 nucleotides. It is a transcript of the gene chrm3a, whose product is annotated as cholinergic receptor, muscarinic 3a. The transcript is spliced from 4 exons. Gene Ontology annotation, cellular component: synapse; dendrite; plasma membrane. Gene Ontology annotation, molecular function: G protein-coupled acetylcholine receptor activity; G protein-coupled serotonin receptor activity. The coding region runs from base 507 to 2438 and encodes 643 amino acids. The record is from RefSeq and is a predicted model, not a curated record. Lineage: Eukaryota; Metazoa; Chordata; Actinopteri; Gobiiformes; Gobiidae. Gene Ontology annotation, biological process: adenylate cyclase-inhibiting G protein-coupled acetylcholine receptor signaling pathway; G protein-coupled receptor signaling pathway, coupled to cyclic nucleotide second messenger; regulation of vascular associated smooth muscle contraction.
CAGAAGGCAGUGGACCUCGUUAGCUACACUCCACUAAAGCGUUUUACGUUUGACAGAAUGGACUUCCGCGCGGCUGUGCCAAACACGGACCCGUGACAAGUUGGAGUGGAUUGCUCCGUGAUAUCAUUCUACUCUGAGACGGCUCCUGACCUAAGCAUCUCCAAAUGUCAAGUGACAAUGGUUAAGCCAACGCUGGACAAGUGCUCAUCCCCAGCAGAUUACAUGGACACCACACGGCCCUGUUCUGCUGAAAGGUGACCUUCAGACAUACUCCCCGCAACAUUUGCUUUUCGCUUGAGAGGUCACCACAGCGAAACAUCAGCCCCUAAUCUUGCAGUAAUUUCAUUCAGCAUAUUUUGUUGCGUCAGAUGCCCUCCCAGAUCCCACCCUCUUCGUUUAUGUGAGCUUCAGACCGGAACAAAGAGCACUCUGGCUGUGGCUUGUGAUCCCUUGUGGCUGGAUAUUGCAGUCGUCUACAAUUGUCUAGAAUAUGCCAGGACCUAACAAUGAGCUCCAACAGCACAGACCCUGGCCUCUCCCUUACUGCCAUCACUUUAAUGCCCACCGAAGGAGUCUACCCACAAUCCAAUGCUCUCUACCGAGGACAAACUGGAGGUUACCCCAUGAGCAGCCCGGAUGACAACUCCUCUUCAGCCAACAGACUGUGGAACAACACCACACAACUCCCUAAUAUGAGCACAGACAUCCUGGACCCUCUGGGGGGUCACCAGUUGUGGCAGGUGGUUUUAAUCGUCCUGGUGACAGGAAUGCUUUCACUUGUCACCAUAAUUGGCAACAUUCUAGUUGUGGUGUCAUUCAAGGUCAACCGCCAGCUAAAGACAGUCAAUAACUACUUCCUGUUGAGUUUGGCUGUAGCUGACCUCAUCAUUGGGGUCAUUUCUAUGAACGUGUACACAGCUUUCUUGGUGAUGGGCUACUGGGCCAUGGGAAACUGGGCAUGUGAUUUAUGGCUUGCUAUAGACUAUGUGGCCAGCAAUGCCUCAGUGAUGAAUUUACUGGUCAUCAGCUUUGACCGCUACUUCUCCAUCACCAGACCUCUGACUUAUCGGGCCAAACGGACCACGAAGAGGGCAGGAAUUAUGAUCGGGUUGGCUUGGUUUGUGUCUCUGGUGCUUUGGGCACCAGCUAUUCUGCUCUGGCAGUUUUUUGAGGGAGAGAGGACAGUACCCUCACAUGAAUGCUACAUUCAGUUUUUAUCUGAGCCCACAAUAACCUUCUGCACAGCCAUGGCAGCCUUCUAUCUGCCUGUGACAAUUAUGAGUGUUCUGUACUGGCGGAUUUACAAGGAAACUCAGAACCGCUCUAAAGAGCUGGCUGGUUUGCAAGGGUCUGUUGGACGUGGUGCCAUUGGACCAAAAAGGGGGAAUGGUACAGGUGAGAAGGCCCAUUUUGUCCAUCAGACAGGAAGUGGGCGGAGCUGUGGCAGCUAUGAGCUUACCAGAAUGUCCAGGAGAAAAAGUACAUGUAGGGAGUUGGUUGGUCGCCUACAUUGUUGGCCUGGAGUUCGAUCCUGGAAACCUGGUAGUAUCAGACAUGGAGAGGGGGACCCGGACCAGAGCAGCAGUGACAGUUGGAACAACAAUGAUGCUGCCAUGUCCAUGGACCAGUCUGGCUCGUCAGAGGAGGAGGACUGUGGAGGGAAGGAGGUGCUUUCCCAGAGUCACACCAUUUUCUCCAUUGUCCUUAGUCUUCCAGGGAUUAAAGCUGCAGUCAACUCCCAGCUCACAUCAUGUGAAGAUUUAGACGCUGUGUCAGAGGAGGACCCAUUGAGGGGCGCAGAGUACAGCCAGGACAGCCUCACAAGGGCCACAACAAACAUCACAACGUCAACCACUUCAGAUGGGGCUAAUAGCACCGACAACAGCUAUCACCAACACUUCAUGUCCCGUAAGAUCCAGUCAAUGCCCAGCAUUCAGGCUAAUGCCAACACAAGCCUGUUAGACGGUCAAGCAACCACUGCCAGUGACUCUUCUACCACCAGCAUGACCACCAAAUCUCCCUCUGUCCCAAUUUCAUUCAAAGAGGCAGCGCUGGCAAAGCGUUUUGCAGCCCGAGCCCGAAACCAGAUCACUAAGAGGAAACGCAUGUCCCUAGUAAAAGAGAAGAAGGCAGCUCAGACACUAAGUGCCAUCCUCUUUGCUUUCAUCAUCACAUGGACACCUUACAACAUCAUGGUGCUCAUCAAUGCCUUCUGUAAGGACUGUAUCCCGGCUGUGCUGUGGGCGGUGGGGUACUGGCUGUGCUACGUCAACAGCACAGUCAACCCCAUGUGCUAUGCCCUCUGCAACAAGACAUUCCGGACCACUUUUAAGAUGAUCCUCCUGUGCCAGUGGGACCAGAAAAAGAGGAGGAAGCAGCAGUUUGAGCAGAGACAGUCCGUAGUCUUCCACCGGAGGAUUCCCCGCGAGUCCACGUAAAGGACAGACUAUUAGAACGAAGGGUGAAUACAUUUCCCAUAGGACAAGCAAACCUGAGAAGCAUCAUCAUGUUGUUUCUGUGGAGUUUUUGCUCAUAAAUCCUGCCUGUGUUUCGGUUGAACACAGCACAGUUAAACAAACAUGUGGUGUCCUUGCCAUGUUUGUGGUGGUACAUGUGUGCCUAUAAUGUGUGUGCUUGAAGUCAUGUGAAGGUGGAGUCUGUCCUUCAAGAAUCAUUUCAUGCAAGUUUUAGAAUGACCUGAACAGAGCAUUCAAGAAAAGGGCUAAACAAUGUGCUGCGAGAGACUUUCGAAACAUGCAUUGAUAUAUUUCAAGUGCUUUUGAUUCAAAUGGAUAGAAGGAGUAUUGGAUUUACAUUUCCUUCCAUUUUCUGUGGGUAGCUAGAUUUGUAAGGAGCAACGUUGUUUGCAUUUUAAAACAAAAAAAUGUACUUGUGAAUUGUCACUCAAAAGCCAAGAUCGUAAGAGUUUGUGCCAUACCAACUGGCACAAAGUUUCUAUCAGAACUGUGUACAUUGCCUUUCUACAUGGUUAUAGCUUUCCUGUGUAUGAUGAUGGGUUAUAAAAAGUUCUUAAUAUGCGUACUUACUGCAGUCAAUACAGAGCUGUAUUUUUGUGAUAUUGGAUUUUUUUGUUUAGGUAUUUACAAGAUUUUGAGCCAGAAAAAGAAGAAGUGAGUUGUGGUUAUGUGUGGCACCACAGUCAGUGAACUGCUGUUGUGUUCAAUGUGAUUGUUGUGUUUUUUUAUGGUGGAAACUAAAGUACUUGGGUUGUGUUUUAUGUGCUUCAGGAUUUUCUGUGAAGAGUAUCGGUUAUUCUGUAAUGAUCAUAAAAAAUAUUAUGUUUGUGUAUAUUUGAAUAUUUCUUCAUCACAUUUGGUGGCUGAUUGCACACAUAAAUGCAUCAUUGUAUUAUGAUUUUGCAUUUUCAAGCUGUACUGUAAGAAGGCCAAUACACCUUUAGUCUUGUAGAGCAAUGAUGCCCUCUAGUGGUCAAAUAAAGGUGUGACACUGUCAGUGCUGAUACUGAUGCACAGUUAACUAUAUUUGCCAAUAUUUUGCAAAUAUAAAGGCUAGCCUCUAAAGGAAAUAGCCCUUUCUUUUAUCUUGUGCAAUAUAACCUACGACUUAAAAUUGUUACCUAGCACAAGGAAAACUCAAGAACUGUUGAGCCCUCCUUUCUAUGUUCACUUUUAAAACUGAUAGUUAAGUGUAAUUAAUUUUCUUUAUGAAUUGAUAUGUGAAUAAUAAUUCAACAUGGACCCAGGUUCCAAAAAAUAUAUACACUUUAUUUGUAAUGCCUAUACGUCGAACUAAUGCAUUUUUGAAUCACCAGAUAUUUUCAGAAACAAAUAUAUAUAAUGUAACAGGUGGGGGAUAAUUCUAUAUAUUGGAGAGUGACUAUAUAGAAUGAAUGUGAUAUAACAUAGAAGGAUGGCUUAUGUGUUGUGUGAAAAACAUUUUCAAAUGUCCCAUCCCCCAUCAUCAGUGGAUUUUUUUGUCUGCUUUAUCAGUGUGCUAUAGUGUGACAGUGCAUUCUUUAUGAAAUAAGAGAUUUUUUUUGUUCUAAAUAUUGAGAAUGUACACUAUUAUGAUGUUGCCACAAACAUUUUGUUACAUUUUAAGUAUGCCAAAUCUACUCAUAUUUGUAUUUCAAGUCAUUAAAAGACUUUACU